Thrips palmi is the source of this 1310-nucleotide messenger RNA. RefSeq names its product abasic site processing protein HMCES. Gene Ontology annotation, molecular function: single-stranded DNA binding. Bases 201 to 1142 code for a protein of 313 amino acids. NCBI's taxonomy places the organism in Eukaryota, Metazoa, Arthropoda, Insecta, Thysanoptera, Thripidae. The transcript has 7 exons. Gene Ontology annotation, biological process: DNA damage response. The record is from RefSeq and is a predicted model, not a curated record.
AGUAAUUUCAUUGAUAAAUUUAGUUUCGCCAUGUUGGUUUCUAUAGGGUUUGUUUGAAACGCGGUCUGUCGUCUGCAAAGUAUUAGCGUCCGUGCAAAAGUGUCCAUUUUCACCGCAAUUUUAUCGUGGCACAAGGCAAGACAUUACUGUCAGUUCAUUUUUCUCCGACCUCAAAACAUUUCUAAAUCUAUUCUGUCGCAAUGUGUGGACGGACUGCCUGUGCGUUGGAUCCAGAGACAGUUUGUAAAGCAACUAGCUUCAAAGAUUCAAAAUCUGGAAAAUUUUUAAAGCCUGAGUGGAAAGACUCUUUAUCUGGAAUGGACUAUAGACCAUCUGUGAAUCUGGCCCCAACUGACAUAACUCCUGUUCUCGUCAACGCUUCACAUUUUGAUCACAAAGAUAAUGAGCCUGUCAUCUAUCCUAUGAUGUGGGGAAUGAUUCCACCAUGGCAUAAGGGAGAUAUUAAGUCACAUGGUUUGUCUACAAACAACUGUCGCUUGGAGAACAUGAACGGCUCAAAGCUUUAUUCGCCUGCAUUUUCUAAUGGCAGGAGAUGCGUUGUUUUGUGUGAAGGAUUUUAUGAGUGGCAAACUACAAAAAAGGAAUCUUCAGUAAAACAACCGUAUUACAUUUAUGCACCACAGAAUGAUGAGGUCAAAGUUGAAGACCCAGGCAGUUGGGAUGGUGAGUGGAGUGAAACUGAAGGGUGGAAAGGCCCAAAGCUACUGAAAAUGGCAGGACUUUUCAGCUGCUGGACAUCGUCAGAGGGGAAACCAAUUUACAGUUAUUCAGUAAUCACUAUGGAGGCCAAUGCCACCUUUUCCUGGUUGCACCAUCGAAUGCCAGCCAUCCUAAACUCUGAUGAAGAAGUGAUGGACUGGAUUGACUGUGGGCGAGUGCCAUCUCAUAAAGCACUGCAGCUUUUAAAGCCAGUGGAUAGUUUGUCUUGGCACCCUGUCAGCACUGCAGUAAACAAUUCUAGAAACAAAUCGGAUGUUUGCAACAAACCAGUGGAUUUGAAGAAACCAAAACCAGCAAAUCCUUUAAUGAUGAACUGGCUGAAAAAAGCAAAUAAGCCCCAACCAUGCGAAAGUGAUGAUACACUACCGGAGGCAAAGAGAUUGAAAAAGGAAACUGAUUGAAUUGAUUUGUCAACCCAGCAAUAAAAAAUGUCAUUCCUAUGAUCUGUUUCCAAUACAGGUAAAUGAUUGUGAUUCUUCUUUCUCAGUAUAAUUAAGAUUUACAUAGGCAUCACCUAUCUUAUUCUUUAUAAUGGUUUUUUUUAUGGAUAAAGAUUUUUCAAGAACAAA